UUUGCUCGUCCAAAGGUCGAACCUCUCAAGGUGCUGACUGAGGUGGGUGAUUGCUCAAAAGGGUGGAGACAGGGCAGGGGACUUGUACGUCUUAAACUUUAAGAGCUUUCUGACUUAUCGUGACCAUCAUCGGGGUGAGGCUUGACACAGCGUAUCAAAAAUGAGGCAGAAAUGAACGUAGGCUCUACUGCUUCUGCCGACCUCCCUCACACACGACGACCCACUCUCUCGGUGCCGCCAGGGCUCGCCGUGCACACCGCAGGUCACAUCCAGUGACUUUCACCGCCGACUAUUCUUUUCUGAAUCGCGCUGAGCUUUAGCAGUUUGACAACAUGCCUCGACCGGUCAAUGUCCGCGUUACUACAAUGGACGCUGAGCUGGAGUUUGCCAUCCAGUCCACCACAACAGGCAAACAGCUCUUCGACCAGGUGAUCAAGACCGUGGGCGUGCGCGAGGUGUGGUACUUUGGCCUGCAGUAUGUGGAUAACAAAGGUGUCCUCUCCUGGCUGAAGCUUGAAAAAAAGGUCUUAUCCCAGGACAUGAAGCGAGAGGUGCCUCUGCAGUUCAAGUUCCGUGCCAAGUACUACCCGGAGGACGUAACAGAAGAGCUCAUCCAGGAGAUCACGCAGAAGCAGUUCUUCCUACAGGUGAAGGACGGCAUCCUGAGUGACGAUGUCUUCUGCCCGCCGGAGUCGGCCGUGCUGCUGGCCUCCUACGCUGUGCAGGCCAAGUUUGGAGACUUCAACAAGGAGCUCCACAAGGCCGGCUACCUCUCCUCAGAACGCCUGCUGCCACAGAGAGUUCUGGACCAGCACAAGCUCACCAAGGACCAGUGGGAGGAGAGGAUCCAGAUCUGGCACACGGAGCACCGAGGGAUGAUGAGAGAGGAUGCCAUGAUUGAGUAUCUGAAGAUCGCGCAGGAUUUGGAGAUGUAUGGCGUCAACUACUUUGACAUCAAGAACAAGAAAGGCACAGACCUGUGGCUGGGAGCCGACGCCCUGGGCCUCAACAUCUACGAAAAGGACGACAGACUUACACCAAAGAUCGGAUUCCCCUGGAGUGAAAUUAGGAACAUUUCUUUCAAUGACAAAAAGUUCAUCAUCAAACCGAUAGACAAGAAGGCUCCGGACUUUGUGUUCUACUCCACGCGUCUGCGCGUGAACAAGCGCAUCCUGCAGCUGUGCAUAGGCAACCAUGAGCUGUACAUGCAGCGCCGCAAACCCGACAGCAUCGAGGUGCAGCAGAUGAAGGCGCAGGCCCGCGAGGACAAGCACCAGAAGCAGAUGGAGAGGGACAAGCUGGAGGCGGAGAAGAGGAGGCGGGAGGCCAUGGAGAAGGAAAAGGAGCAGAUGGAGAGGGAGAAGCAGGACCUCAUGAUGAAGCUCAGGCAGUUUGAGGAGCAGACCCUCAAGGCAGAGAGAGAGUUGAAGGAUCAGCUGGACCGGGCCAUCCGGCUGGAGGCUGAGCGGAGGCAGGCGGAGGAGGAGGCGGCCAGGCUGGAGGCCGAGAGGCAGGCCGCCCUCCAGGCCAAAGAGGAGCUGGCGCGCCAGGCAGAGGACCAGCUCAAGUCCCAAGAACAGCUGGCUGCGGAGCUGCUGGAGUACAGCGCUAAGAUCAACGCCCUGGAGGAGAUCAAGAGGCAGAAGGAGGAGGAGGCCGACUCCUGGCAAGUCAGGGCCAUGGAGGCGCAGGAGGACCUGGUGAAGACGCGCGAGGAGCUCCAGAUGGUGAUGACCGCUCCCCCUCCCGCGGCAGCACCCCUGGUGGUGGAGGAGGAGGCCGCGGCGCCGCUGGUCAACCACGAGAACCACCACUCCGCCUCCUCCUCCUCCUCCUCCUCGGAGCACCACUCUGACUCGGAGCACGAGGAGGAGCACCACGAGGAGAGCAACAGCACCCACAGUGCCGAGCUGCAGGUGGAGGGCAUCGAGGACCACCGCAACGAGGAAGAGCGCCUCACGGAGGCCGAGAAGAACAUGCGCCUGCAGAAGCAGCUCAUGGCUCUCAGCUCCGAGCUGGCUGCGUCGCGCGACGACACCAAAGCCACCCAGAAUGACUUGCUGCACUCUGAGAACGUGCGCGCGGGCCGAGACAAGUACAAGACCCUGCGUCAGAUCCGCAUGGGCAACACCAAGCAGAGGAUCGAUGAGUUUGAGGCACUGUAGUGUGUAGACGCAGCGCAGCGUAGUUCCUGCCAGGGGUGGACAAACCAAACAGACACAGUAAAUGCACCCUGUCACCAGUAGAGGGCGACCUGCAUUCAUUAGUUACAGUCCAGUGUGAAGCAUGUUCCAAAUGACCUGGAGUGCGUUACAAUAUGCGGCCUUGCCUCCUCCACUUGUGCUUGUUUCCUUGUACCAGGAAGUAAUAUGUCAUGAUGACAUCACUAACAGCAUUAUAUGUCAAUACCUUGCAAAAGCUCAAUUGUAAACUCUUUUGCAAUUGGGAUGGUGAAUGAAAAACAGUCCCUCAAAAGUUGUUGUGGCUAGGCUGACAGCUGGGAAACUAUUGUUUUCUCCACGGAGGAGGGGCCAGGAGGCGGUGGGAGAAAACAAGCACAAGUGGAGGAGGCAAGGCCGCAUAUUGUAACGUACUCCUGGUUUUACCUGUCCAAUCAACCAGGUGAUCAGGCGAAUCGGACAGGUGAAAUUAGGUAAUUUGGAAUACGUGGCACUGGAUUUUAACAAACGAAUCCAGGUUGCUCAUCUCUGUCUCUCACGUACUGUACAGUAAUUGCUUUCACCUGUAAUCUAUCACUAUGAAUUAAUUGGUAAUUGAUUGGUGGGAUAUUUGAUUGAUCAAUUUCGUCCCGGUAGCCGUGGACUGAGGAAUUGGAAAUUGAGAUGAUUGAAUUGGUGGGAACAAAAAAAAAUGUGACAGGACUUUUACUUUUGUGUGUAUGUUGAUGUCAGCCUUACAACAUGGUGGUCACACCAUCUUUUUAAAAAUCACCACCGCAGCACUCUACCAAAUCCCCUGCCUCUCUUUCUUUCCACACAAAAAACCCCAAAUCCCUCUCUCAGAACGCAGAUGGUUGUAUAUGUACGUAUAUUCAGAAGGUUAUAGAAAGUUUUUUAGUUUUCAUUUCUUGGAGUUCUGAAUGGAGAAAUCACAGGAAAGAAUCAUUGUAUUUUACUGUUAUCAUUUCAAAAAGCAAAUCAGUGCAUGUGACUGAAGUUGCCAGGUGAUGAAGGCAUGAGUAUCUGCUUAGAAUGAAUGAACGAAAGAGCAUAAAGGACAAAUGGACGUGUAAACGGUUUAUGGAUGCAAGAUAACUGGGAACAGCAAUGGCCACACACCAAAGUGCUAGAGUUGCGUAGUUACAGACCACAAUGAUCAUUUCUGUCUUGAUAUUUUAGUGGUACUCCACAUGCAAAGGACAAUAUAUGUUGCUGCUAGCUGUCCACGCAAGAUGUAAAUGUUUUGUUCAGAAAACAUCAGAAUUUUAAUGUCACCUUUGACCUUUGUCUUGUCAAAGCAGAACCAGGAAUACCCUCAUUUAAUUUGGUUUAGCAUUGUUACAAAAACAAUGUUAACUUGUGUCACUUUAAAUCACAUGUUUCUAUGGGCUAAUGCUGUUAUAAUUUGAAGUUAAGAUAAUGUAAUUAAAUGUUUGUGUGGCUGAAGGGCAAGGACAUGUGUACGUACCAUUGAGAGUAAAUAGAAUGGAGGCCAAAAUUCUAUUUCAUUGUUGAAGCCAAGUUGGAGCCAAGGUUGGACCCAAAAAGACCAAAAAAUGGCCAAAUCCCAUUCAUUCCUAUGAGAGACAUAAAACCCUGUAUCUCCCUUAAAUGCCACUCCAGGGGGAUCAUUUUUCGCUAAACUAGUAGGUCCCCUUGCUCUCCAACUUACCAGGGUGGUGAUUUUUUGUGGUGAUGUUUUAUUUUAGAGAGAUAUUAAAAGUUAAAUUGACCAAUGAGCAUCAGAACAUGGUUUGAUUGACCGUUAGAAGUCUUGUUGUUGUCCAAUCAGCACCUGCGUUUGGCGUUGCUAAGGUGGAAUGUAAGUUGGAAUGUUCCCAAAUCUGGCUUCAAAGCGUUGAAUGGCAAAUAGCGUUGAUUUGGCGUCCAUUCUAUUUACUGUCAAUGGUACGUACAUAUGUGUAGCAAAGAUAAGUAACUUGUUCAUAUAGGCUUUGUGUUCACGCUCUCUGUAAAUGUUGAUUUAUUUUCUCCAUUUAUUCCCUGCUCCCUCCAAGUCUCUGGUCUUGUAGCUGCUGAGGUGCCAUUUCUUUUCUGGUGUGUGGGACAUUUGAAAUGAGAAAGGCUGAGGGUGGGGAUUUUACUGUAUGACAAACAACAAUAAAGACUUAUUAACCACAA
Molecule: messenger RNA, 4322 nt
Organism: Engraulis encrasicolus (European anchovy)
Lineage: Eukaryota; Metazoa; Chordata; Actinopteri; Clupeiformes; Engraulidae
Gene: ezra
Product: ezrin a
Exons: 14
Coding region: 333-2165 (610 amino acids)
Biological process (GO): regulation of cell shape; regulation of organelle assembly; positive regulation of protein localization to early endosome
Cellular component (GO): plasma membrane; cytoskeleton; filopodium
Molecular function (GO): cell adhesion molecule binding; actin binding
Source: RefSeq, a predicted model, not a curated record